CAACUUGAGAGAAACACCUGCAAUUUUCUUUCCGAGUGUCUUCUAUAGUUGAAUUAUUCCAGUUCACUCUAGUUACGAGAGGCAUGACAGGUGUAUAGGUGCAGAAAUCUGAGCAGCGCGAAUAGUCGAGUACCUGCGACUUGCUCACUGUUCUGACAGUCCCUCUGUCACGCACCUAUAUAUUUUCAUCUUCCUCUUGGUAUUCUUCUCCUUAUUAUUACCUUACUUCUCAACUUUCAUCGCAUACUAUGUUUUCAGUCAAAGGCUGGUCAGUCUCGGCUGAGAAUCUCAAACUUGAAAAGCAGGCGAAAAAGAAAGACGACGCGGAGACGAAGUCGCAUAAGAAGCGUAAGAGAACUGCUCAUAAUACGAAUGUGACGGACGCCAACAUUGCCGACCUAUGGGAGUCGGUAAUCGAAGGAAAAAAGCCCGUCAACAAAAAAGCCAACGACAAGAAACCACGAGGUCGAGCUCGGGAUGGCAGAGAAAAGAAAGGCGGUGACGACACAGCAGCCGACACUUCGUCGGUUCCUACCGGCCUGGCUCCUGAUGUAGGCACCAAUGGUGACCAAGGCGAUGAGGAUUCUUGGGAUGGAAUCAAUGACCAGGAUGAGACAAGUCCAAAAAAACCAGGCUCCGAAGAGCAGCCUCCGCCCAAGAAAUUAAAAACGGAGAAGCAACAGAAACAAAACGGCAAAGACAAACCCAAGAACCGCAAACUCGAGAAGGAUGCCAAGGCAAAACCCGGAGACCGGGCUACGACAACGUCGGGGGAUAAGCCUCAGUCUGAUCCUAGCCAUGACGAGCAUGAUGCCCCCUCUACCAAGCCCAAAGAAGCGACCUCAGUGUCGCCGGCGGCGGCAAAAUAUGCCGCAUUGUCUACCGCGCCUCCUUUGCCUCCCCCCGCGGCCAAGCUCACGCCCCUUCAGGCCUCCAUGCGCGCGAAGCUCGUUUCCGCGCGUUUCCGUCACCUCAACGAGACCCUGUACACCCGCCCCUCGGCCGAGGCCCUCCGCCUCUUCGAAGAGAGCCCAGAGAUGUUCUCCGAGUACCACGAGGGAUUCCGACGACAAGUCGAGGUGUGGCCAGAGAACCCCGUCGACGGCUACAUCCGCGACAUCAGGCUCCGGGCAAAGCAGCAGCCGUAUCCCCCCAAAGGCAAGAAACCAGGUAACCAUCAGAACGGAGCCGGGGCCAGCGACCUGCUGCCCGCCCUGCCGCACACCGACCGCGUCACGACCAUCGCCGACCUAGGCUGCGGCGACGCCCGCCUCGCCGCCACCCUCCUCCCCGAAGCCCGCAAACUCCGCCUCGCCAUCCACAGCUUCGACCUGCACAACCCCAGCCCGCACGUCACGCGAGCCGACAUCGCCAACCUCCCGCUCGCCAACGGCGCCGUCGACAUCGCCAUCUUCUGCCUCGCCCUCAUGGGCACCAACUGGCUCGACUUCGUCGAGGAAGCCUACCGCAUCCUCCGCUGGAAGGGCGAGCUCUGGGUCGCCGAGAUCAAGUCCCGCUUCGGCAACCCCGCCGCCGCCCAGAAGGGGCAGAAGGGGCAGCGACCCGGUGGUCCCGUCAGCCACAGCGUCGGCGCCCGCAAGAAGAAGCUGCAGCUGCCCGCCAAGAAAGGCGGCGAUCCUGAAGGUGGUCCUGCCACCGACACCGACCGGCAGGACCUCGCCGUUGAGGUGGACGGCGCCGAGGAUAGGCGCCGCGAGACCGAUGUGUCCGCGUUCGUCGAGGCGCUUCUCAAGCGGGGGUUCGUUCUCCACGGGGAGCCGGACAUGUCGAACAAGAUGUUCGUCAGGAUGCUCUUCGUCAAGGCUGCGCCGCCCACCAAAGGGAAGUGCGUUGUUCCGGCCGACGCGGCCAAGGAGGCGGCUGCCAGGAAUAAGAAACAGAAAAGGUUCGUCUGGGAGGAGCAGGGUGCCGAUGGUGUGGAUGAAGGUAGCAUCUUGAAGCCGUGUGUCUACAAGCUGCGUUAGGUGUUUGUUUCACAAGACUGGGGUCCGAUGGGAAAAGUUGUGGUUUGUUGGUUAGGGGCAAGGGCUGAUAGCUGUAAAAAGUCUAUAAAAUGCGAAUUUGCUUAUGCACAGGAAAAUGACUUGGGAUCUCGCGCUGGCAUUAAGUCGGCUUGGAACGUCUUCUGUUGCGAAUUAUAUCAUAUAAUAGUGUGGACGAUAUACUGCGAUGGGAGAAAAAGCUGGACGUCAUAUUGAAAAUUGUUAAGGUGGUGAGAUUAAGUAUCAUGAACGCU
This is a messenger RNA of Sodiomyces alkalinus F11, 2257 nucleotides long. RefSeq lists its product as hypothetical. NCBI's taxonomy places the organism in Eukaryota, Fungi, Ascomycota, Sordariomycetes, Glomerellales, Plectosphaerellaceae. Gene Ontology annotation, biological process: ribosomal large subunit biogenesis; rRNA methylation. Gene Ontology annotation, molecular function: rRNA (adenine) methyltransferase activity. The record is from RefSeq and is a predicted model, not a curated record. The transcript has a single exon. Gene Ontology annotation, cellular component: nucleolus. Bases 249 to 1985 code for a protein of 578 amino acids.